Cornus florida is the source of this 2074-nucleotide messenger RNA. Its product is annotated as dol-P-Man:Man(7)GlcNAc(2)-PP-Dol alpha-1,6-mannosyltransferase. Gene Ontology annotation, cellular component: endoplasmic reticulum membrane. The transcript is spliced from 20 exons. Gene Ontology annotation, biological process: protein N-linked glycosylation. Gene Ontology annotation, molecular function: alpha-1,6-mannosyltransferase activity. Lineage: Eukaryota; Viridiplantae; Streptophyta; Magnoliopsida; Cornales; Cornaceae. Bases 65 to 1570 code for a protein of 501 amino acids. The record is from RefSeq and is a predicted model, not a curated record.
GACAUUUUCUUGAAAAGCAGCUAUUUAAAACUUAAAAAAACACAUUCUCUCUCCGUCUGUGAAAAUGGCUCACAAGUCACUGAAAUUUCUGGAGCUUUAUGGUUAUGAUUUGCUUUUGGGAUCGAUUGCUGCUUUUUACGUAUUCAUGGCACCAUACACAAAGGUUGAAGAAAGCUUCAAUGUUCAGGCAAUGCACGAUAUUUUGUAUCAUCGGCAUCACAUAGAAAAUUAUGAUCACUUGGAUUUCCCCGGAGUUGUUCCUCGCACAUUCAUUGGUGCCUUGCUUGUUUCAAUUUUGGCAUCUCCAAUCAUAUUAGCAAUCAAUGUGCUAAACUUUCCAAAGAUUUAUAGUCUUUUUGCAGUUCGUUUGGUGUUAGGUUGCAUCAUACUGUCUACAUUGAGAUUUUUCCGUCUUCAGAUUAGAAAGAAGUUUGGCCAUCAAGUUGAAGCUUUCUUUGUGAUAUUGGUUGCAUUUCAGUUUCACAUGCUGUUCUAUUGCACACGUCCUCUUCCUAAUAUUUUGGCAUUGGGUUUAGUCAAUUUGGCAUAUGGGUAUUGGUUCAAGGGGAGUUCUUACGCAGCAUUAAGAUGUCUGAUUUUUGCUACACUCAUCUUUAGGUGCGACAUGCUGUUACUUCUUUGUCCUCUGGGUCUAGAGCUUUUGCUGACCAAAUCGAUUUCAUUGUGGAAAGCAGUAAAAUGCUGCAUUGGAACUGCAUUGCUUUGCAUAGGUCUUACCAUGCUGGUUGAUACGGUUAUGUGGGGGAAGUUGUUGUGGCCCGAAUUUGAAGUUUUCUGGUUCAAUUCUGUUCUGAACCGGAGUUCCGAGUGGGGAACACAUUCCUUCCACUGGUACUUCACUUCAGCACUUCCCCGCUCAUUGCUUGCUGCAUAUCCUCUCUUUAUGCUUGGGGUUUUACUUGAUAGGAGGGUGGUGUUCUACAUUCUUCCAGUUGUCUCAUUUGUUUUACUUUACUCCAAGCUCCCACACAAGUUCUUAAUACGGCAGGAGCUCCGUUUCAUUAUUAGUUCUGUUCCAAUCUUCAACUUAGCUGCAGCAAUUGGAGCUAGCAGAGUCUACAACAAUAGGAAAAAGAGAUUCUGGAACUUGCUUUAUAUUGCUCUGCUGGGAUUGCUCAUUGCCAGUCUAGGGUGCACCGUUAUAAUGUUUAUGGCAUCAUAUGAGAACUAUCCUAGUGGUUAUGCACUGAAAGAUUUGCAUCGGAUGGGCUAUGCCACAAACAAUUCAAAUGAACAGUGGGUCCACAUAGACUCCUUCUCAGCGAUGAAUGGAAUUUCUCGCUUUUGUGAAAAUGAUUUCCCAUGGAGGUAUUCUAAAGAAGAAGACAUACGUCUAGAAGAAUUUUGCCAAAGGAAUUUCACCUAUCUUCUGAAUGAGUACGCCAACAUCAAUGGAUUCAAGUGUUUAUUUACUAUAAACGGGUUCUCCAGAGCUCGUUUUCACAAUGGCUUUCCACCCAUUUUGCUGGUCAGAGAGCCCAAAGUAUUUGUUCAUGGAAAUAUCGCAAACACGGAUGUUAUGCAGAGAAGUUGGCCAGGAUGCUCUUGAUUUAUUGAGGAAGGUUUAUAGUGUAAGAAAUUGAAAUGAUCAAUGAAUUAGUAUACAAAAGACCAAAAUUUCUCUAAAUUUGUGGAUUUGGCAGGUUCCGAUUAAGAAAUUCUGACUCUCCAAAGUGCAGCACAUCCUCCAAUGGAUAUUGCCCCUAAUUCUUAUGGAAACUAUAAUUUUGUGAGCAAAUUUCCCAUUUUGAGGUGUAAACAUCAGGGUCCAUCAUAUGUGAGACUGACAACCCUUUUGUGUUUCAUUGGUGUUAAAUUAUUGCAUGAAAACAUGUCAAGAACUUUGUAUAUUUGGGUUGGGGUUUUGGGGUGGGUUACAUUAAACUUGAAAUGUCUUUGACAUAUUGUAGCUGGAAGGUGUCUUGUCCCCAUAUAUCAAAGAUCUUUGUAAUUAUUAAGAUAACGUUCAUUUAGAAUUUUUUCUUUUUUUCUUUAUUUUCAUUUUUGUUUUGUGUUGUGUGUGAAUAAAGGGCAAAUUAUUUUUCUCCUUUCA